UGGAAUAAUCGCAUUCCUGUGACACUUUUAUUCGAACUUUCAUAUUUAUAUUGCAUAAUAAGAUUAUCAUACUUUUAAGGUUCUAAGUGUAGAAUUUUCCAUUGCAAAAAUGGAAUUCUUCGGAAAUACAAUGUGUGGUCCACAAAAUUAUAUGAAGGAUGUAUUGAAAGAGGACUAUCACGAACCUACGACGGAAACUGAAGUUAAGGAGUUGUUUAAAAAACUUUCAAAGACAUAUAGCGACAAAGACAAUCAUCGAGGAUUGAAUGGUUUCGCAUACGGUUCAUUUGAACGAUUUUUAGACAUGAAAAGAAAAGGUUUGUUAAAACCUGUUGGUCCAUGUGAAAUGUACAGAAUUCCUCCCACGUCUUGCCAUGAGUUUGGAUGGUGGCUACAUGAUACAUCACUAAUUGGCGAAAGUUGGUACCAGGUAGAACAACGAUAUCCACAGCCUGCUUCUCCAUAUUCAUUAGCCCUUGAUAAAGAACGUAAAGUUAAUAAAUAUGCGACACUAUUUUAAAUAAUUUAACGUAUUAUUUAUAAUUUUAGCUAUAAAGAAAACAAUGUAUUUGCGAAAAGUAAAUCUGUAUUAUACAUUGUACACGUUUUAAAUAAAUAAGAUUCAUUGCA
Messenger RNA from Papilio polytes (common Mormon), 630 nucleotides. RefSeq lists its product as uncharacterized. The transcript has 3 exons. The record is from RefSeq and is a predicted model, not a curated record. The coding region runs from base 110 to 520 and encodes 136 amino acids. NCBI's taxonomy places the organism in Eukaryota, Metazoa, Arthropoda, Insecta, Lepidoptera, Papilionidae.